This is a messenger RNA of Esox lucius (northern pike), 1389 nucleotides long. It is a transcript of the gene pdcd10, whose product is annotated as programmed cell death 10. The record is from RefSeq and is marked provisional. Gene Ontology annotation, biological process: regulation of Golgi organization; positive regulation of MAP kinase activity. Gene Ontology annotation, cellular component: Golgi apparatus; FAR/SIP/STRIPAK complex. Lineage: Eukaryota; Metazoa; Chordata; Actinopteri; Esociformes; Esocidae. Gene Ontology annotation, molecular function: protein kinase binding.
ACCACAAAUGAGCCUACUUCGGCCGAAAUAAGCAUCUGCUUGUAACAGGUACCGCUAUUACGGUGUAAAGGUCUUGCCCUCCCAACCCUCUCCUCUGCUGAGUGUAUUGCGGAGUAAAUAAAUCAAGCCCUGCCCCAAUUGCAGCCUUCUGUCCCCACACACCCACACACACAGGUGCGCAGACACUGACCCACAGCUUCGAACACGUGGGCCUCUGGACGAGGAUGACAAUGGAAGAGAUGAAGAAUGAAGCAGAGACGACCUCGAUGGUUUCCAUGACACUCUACGCUGUCAUGUACCCCGUCUUCAAUGAGUUGGAGAGAGUGAACCUGUCGGCAGCGCAGACCUUGAGAGCAGCGUUUAUUAAGGCCGAGAAGGAGAACCCGGGUUUGACCCAGGACAUCAUCAUGAAGAUCCUGGAGAAGAAAAAGGUGGAGGUCAACUUCACGGAGUCCCUGCUGCGCAUGGCCGCAGACGACGUGGAAGAGUAUAUGAUUGACAGGUCAGAGCAGGAGUUCCAGGACUUGAAUGACAAGGCCCGUGCACUCAAACACAUUCUCAGCAAGAUCCCAGACGAGAUCAACGACAGAGUGCGCUUUCUACAGACUAUCAAAGACAUCGCCAGCGCCAUAAAGGAACUCCUGGACACAGUCAACACAGUCUUCAGAAAAUACCAGUACCAGAACCGACGGGCACUGGAACACCAAAAGAAAGAGUUUGUGAAAUACUCAAAGAGCUUCAGUGACACACUCAAAACAUACUUCAAAGAUGGAAAGGCAAUAAACGUGUUUGUCAGCGCCAACCGGCUCAUCCACCAAACCAACCUAAUACUCCAGACAUUCAAGACCGUGGCAUAGACGGUUUCAACGACGCUAACCCAAGCUUUUAACAGAGUAUAGGAAACCCUUUAUAUGGAAAGAUUUAGUUUUUGGGUCUGUAUAAUUUAUAAGUCUUGCUUAAUGGGUUUUGGGGGAGGGAUCAUUUACAGUUGGAGGCAACCAGAUCGUAACUGGCAGAGCUAAUUUGUUUUGGUAUAUUUAAAUAUAUAUUCUCUCAUCACGAUCAUGCUAUCACAACAGGGUAUCUUUCUGUCAGCGUCGCUCCCCUUUUCUCCCACAUUCCACCUUCCUCCACCCACUCUUUCUUGCACUCUACCACUUUCUCUAACUCUGUCAAUGCGAAAGCCAAAAGACGGAGCUUUAUCGUGGCCCACGGAGGCAUUCCUUAAACAAAGUGUAAAUAAGGGGACUUCUUUUGUUGUUUCUUCCCCCAACUCACAUUCAACUUGAACAAUUGAACAUGAAGACGAUGACACAAGUUGUGUAUUUAACAGGUAUUUGGUUUCAAAACAUGCAAAUAAAUUUGUUUUAAAGAUUUUGGAAAGAUUUU